GUUAAAUACACGGCAGUGGUGCAUACAUGUAGCCUGGAGAAGGAGGAAAUAGUUAGAUAUGGGCUCCCUUCGCUAAGUCCCUACAUUAGAAUUUUCACUUAAUAAAACUGACAAAAAGAUGAUGACUUCAGAAGAGAGCAGCUUGUUCAACAAUGCAGUUAAUAAAAUUACAAAUGUGUACUGUUCUCGGAGAUACCGAAGACUAAUCCAUGGUAUGUGUGAUGUAUUUACGACUGUCAUGGACAAAGAUGAAUUAAAAGCGAGAGAAAAUUUUACAUCUGAACAGACACAAACUCAUUUACAAGUUCCAAUUUAUACCGGCAGUUUUUCAGAAGGCCUACAAAAUAAUAAUGACAUGGAUGUAAUGUAUCAAUACCCAUAUGCUUUGGAUGCAAACAUCAUGUCUAGUGAUAUUUUGAAGAAAAAUUACACUCUUAUUGAUGAUGGUAGUAUGGUGUUAGUAAAAAAAAGUGUAAUAAAUUAUCAGUAUGUUACAGAGAAUGUGACAACCAGUACUUAUCUACCAAUUCCUAAACAAACAGAAACGAGUCCUACUGAUUUAAACGCAUUUGUUUUGAUGGCGGAUGACCAUAUGGUGGUUACUAAAGAAGUUGACAUUCCUUGUCAAUCUUUAACCAAAGAUGACCACAAACAGUUGGUAUUCCAAAAAUCAAAAUCUGACAAAAAACCUAUAGUUUUAACACCAAAAUUAUUUUUAGUAACUGAAUUUUCAUAUCCUGGGCAUUGCUUUGUGUAUCUGGAAACACAAACUGCUGACCGUUUGGUUUUAUAUGACAUCAAACAAGCAACCCAUCUCAAGGAACAGACUGAUAUACCAGUUCCUGUAACUCGGGUCCAUGAUUGGCCUGCUACGAAAACUACUGCAGAAGUAUGUAAUAAUUUAACGUCUAAAGAUACAGUAAUUUGCCUUAAGUGUCCCAUCUGGCCAGAAGGUGCAAAUGGCUUCUUUACACGUCAUCGUAAACAUGACUGGCCAACAUCGGAAACUUUAAAAGCUAUAAAGGAAAAAGGACUUCCCCAUUUGGUAAGCAAAGCACACCCAUACAGUCAUGGUGCCCAGGCCGAUAAAGAAUUUCGUAUAUCUACAUCACUUGCUGGUAGGAUGUUAGUAGAAUCAAUGAAUGAUGUACAAUUCAAGACUUAUUUCUUAUGCAAAGAAAUAAAACCUAAAGAGAUUGAAUAUCAGGGCAGAGUAUACAAAAACUUGAUCACUUCCUACUUUAUUAAGACAACUAUCUUCUGGAUGUGUGAAGAGAAGGAGAAGACAUACUGGACUCAAAAAAAUUUAGUACAGAUUGUAGCAGAUGUUUAUAAUAAUUUAAUUACAUGUCUCAAGAACAAAUCUUGUCCUAAUUACUUCAUACCAGAAAAUCUCAUGAUGUCACACUUUUCAGAAAAAGAAGUAGAAGCUGGGCUAUCGGCACUGGAAAACAUAACAAAACAUAAAUUCUUCAAACUUCCUGAAUCAGUUUUCCUCAACAAGCUACAUUCACACCCAGGAAUAUUAAAAAAACUUGAUGAUAUGCUUUCACAUGAGCAUGUGAGAUACUUAGAAAGAAUAGUAAAAACACUAAAUGAGGAAGAAGAUUUGUGGCAGACAGAACAGAACAAGAUUUUAAAAGAAAGAAUUUUCUUAUUUAUUUGGUAUAUGCCAUUUUCACUUUUGGAUGUUGUGUGUAGGAGACAACUAAUGCAGUAUCUUAAAGAUGUGACAGUGUUUUUACAUGAAGGUGUAAACGAAGACAAAGUAGUGGUUACAAUCAUACAGCGACUUCUAAAUCGUAUGCUUGGAUAUGCACACUUAAUAACAGCAAAAUCACUCUCAACAUCUGAGUCUAAACAUCAUUUUCAACAGGCAGAAGAUUUUCUGCUGAACACAAAGCUUCCAGAUAUACUGGAUGAACCAGAAAUCAGUGAAAAAGGACAACUGUUAUUAUUCUAUUACCUUAGUGGCAACAGAGAAAAAUGUUUGCAUCUUUGCGAACAUUUACAAGGCACUGGAAUUAUUGAUACUAUAUACAGCUCACUCAUGAUACAUGUGUGGCUAACAAGUCCUAACAGCGAGUAUUUAGAAACCACGUUUUCAUCAGAUGAAACACUUCUUAAAUGUCUUCGUUCUGGAAAUAUGUACAUUUUCCCGACAGCUUUAUUACAUUACGUUAGUUACUGUCUUGACCUUAACAAAGACUUAUCACUGAAUUACCUAAAGAAGAUAGUGGCCGAAUUAUUAAAUCAAUAUACCAGCGGUUAUGAGGAUUCACAUAGUAGGUUCUACUACUCUCUGGUCCUAAAGCUUAGAUGUCGACAUAAUGAUUUUAGUGAAAGUACCAGAAAAAACUUAGACAAAAUGGAUAGAAUACUGAAAUUAAUCCCAGAUGCCAACAAGUUCUAAUCUAGAACGAUAAUUUAUUUAUUUAUUUUACAUAUAAAAUCCAUGUUUCAUGAAUAAUAUAAAUACAAAGAAAACCAUUACUGUACUACUGUAAAAUAAGUAUUAGAAAAUAGACCAGAACGAUCCAGGCCUCCUUGGCAAAAAUAUAAUAGGAGUUUACUGUAUGUUAUUUUGCUAUUGGAUGGCUGUACUUUAGUUCCCACAAUUAAACAUUAGUGCUAAUCAGAGAUUAGCU
This is a messenger RNA of Anneissia japonica, 2648 nucleotides long. RefSeq lists its product as uncharacterized. Bases 119 to 2413 code for a protein of 764 amino acids. Lineage: Eukaryota; Metazoa; Echinodermata; Crinoidea; Comatulida; Comatulidae. The record is from RefSeq and is a predicted model, not a curated record. The transcript has 2 exons.